AUUUUAUUAGCAUGUCAUUAAACGGGAGAACUGCCUUAGUGACCGGUAUUUGUGGAGGCUUGGGAUCUGAAAUUGCUGUAUCGCUAGCCCGAUCUGGAUGCACUAUUCUCGGAACAGACCGUUAUGAUGCAGAAACUGUUGCAGAUAGCAUUGAAAAGCUCACCCAAGUAUGCAAAAAAGAUGUUAGUUAUUUUGAAUGCAACCUGCUGAAAAGAGAAUGCAUAACAGAUCUUUGCCAGAAAAUUGAUUCUGCGGUUCCAUCUGGUGUAGAUAUACUAGUAAAUAAUGCAGGUGUUCUCUACUCUGACUUCCUAGAAAAUAAAACUCUAGAGAGUUUUGAUGAAGAAAUCACUGUAAAUUUGACGGCACCAUUUCAUCUUUCUAAAUAUGUUUACACGUCAAUGAAAAAGAAAGGAUGGGGGAGAAUAGUGAACAUAUCGUCGGUGAUAGGACAAAUAGGAUUCCAUAAAACCACAGGAUAUGCAGCCACAAAGGCAGGACUUAUUGGACUUACUAGGGCCAUUGCAGUAGAGGCUGCGCCGCAUGGAGUGACGUGCAACAGUAUAUGUCCCUCUUUAAUGGAUACCAACUUUGUUAAACCUGCACUGGCGUCUAUGCAAGAGGAGACGGGCGAAAGUCGUGAAAAGUGCCUGGAGAAACUUGCAGAAAUGUAUCCUACAAAUAAGAAUACCACACCUACUCAGGUUGCUGACCUAGUUACUUUUCUAUGCUCACCAGCAGCAGACAACAUGACAGGAACAGCUAUUCCUGUAGACGGAGGAUAUACAGCAAAGUAGACGCUUCAUAAUGUCUUAUGUCCACUCCUAAAAAGGCGGGCUUAUUUACUCUCACUGCUUACAAAACAAA
Messenger RNA from Saccostrea echinata, 867 nucleotides. RefSeq lists its product as uncharacterized. The coding region runs from base 12 to 797 and encodes 261 amino acids. Lineage: Eukaryota; Metazoa; Mollusca; Bivalvia; Ostreida; Ostreidae. The transcript is spliced from 8 exons. The record is from RefSeq and is a predicted model, not a curated record. Gene Ontology annotation, molecular function: oxidoreductase activity.